This is a messenger RNA of Dentiscutata erythropus, 1332 nucleotides long. The record is from the annotation of a GenBank genome assembly. NCBI's taxonomy places the organism in Eukaryota, Fungi, Glomeromycota, Glomeromycetes, Diversisporales, Gigasporaceae.
AUGUCGAUAGCAUCACAUCUCUUUCAAUCCAUAUUUCAUCCUUCUGAAAUUACAGCUCUUGUCAAAUAUAAAUUUUUUAAGCCUAAAGCUACAGUGAAAAUUAGACUAGAACAAAAGCAAAAGAUACGUUGUUAUGAGUUUCUGGAUAAAACUUCUCGUUCAUUUGCUGCUGUAAUUAAAGAACUGGAUGAUGAUGUGAGAGAUGCUGUUUGUAUUUUUUAUCUCGUUCUUCGUGGUCUUGAUACCAUCGAAGACGAUAUGUCAAUCUCUAUUGAAAAAAAAGAACCUUUAUUGAGAUCUUUUCAUGAAAUUCUUUCUCAAAAAGGAUGGACUUUUACUAAAAGUGGUCCCCUUGAAAAAGAUCGUCAAUUACUCGUUGAAUUUGAUAUUGUGAUCGAUGAAUUUUUGUCUUUGAGGAAGGAGUUUCGCGAUAUUAUCGCUGAUAUAGCUAAAGAAAUGGGAAAUGGCAUGGCCGAUUACGCAAAAAAUGCUGCGCACAAUAAAUAUGGGGUUCAGAACAAUGAAGAAUAUGAUAAAUAUUGUUAUUAUGUUGCCGGUUUGGUUGGUGUUGGCCUUACCUGUUUAUUUGCUGAAAGUGGUCUGGAAAAUCCGGAACUCGUAAAAGAUACUGAAUUGUCAAUUCACAUGGGUUUGUUUUUACAAAAAACAAACAUAAUUCGCGAUUAUUUAGAAGAUCUUCUUGAUGGACGUAAAUUUUGGCCAAAAGAAAUUUGGUCAAAUUAUGUCGAAGAUUUUUCAGAUCUUAAAGAGUCUGGUUAUGAAACUGAGGCUCUUAAUUGUCUUUCAGCCAUCAUUCUUAAUGCUCUUCAUCAUGCUCCAGAAUGUUUAAAUUAUUUGAAUAAACUUCACAAUAGAUCUGUUUUUAGUUUUUGUGCCAUUCCACAGGUGAUGGCAAUUGCAACUUUGGCUUUAAUGUUUAGAAAUUAUGACACAUUCCAAAAAGUUGUCAAAAUUAGAAGGGGAGAAUCUACUAAGUUAUUACUAAAGUGCACAAAUAUUCAUGAAGUUGCAAAUAUCUUUCGUGAGUAUUCUAGAGUAAUCAUCCGUAAAAAUGAUCCUAAAGACCCUAAUUUUAUGAAGAUUAGUGUGGCUUGUGGGAAGAUUGAAAAAUGGUGUGCUGUCAAUCUUCCAGUUACAGAUAUCUACCCAUAUUCUACAACUAUUAAAGGAGACUUAUUUAAUCAAGAAACCGACAUAUUAUUAUUUAUUGGGUUUGGUUUAUUGGCACUCACAGCUUAUCUAUUGUAUUAUUAUAAUUGGGAACAUUUUAGUUUUGAUGAAUUAAAAAUAUCGAAUAUUUUUGAUGCUUAA